Molecule: messenger RNA, 2850 nt
Organism: Chelonia mydas (Green sea turtle)
Lineage: Eukaryota; Metazoa; Chordata; Testudines; Cheloniidae
Gene: MOCOS
Product: molybdenum cofactor sulfurase
Exons: 15
Coding region: 95-2746 (883 amino acids)
Biological process (GO): Mo-molybdopterin cofactor biosynthetic process
Molecular function (GO): molybdenum cofactor sulfurtransferase activity; pyridoxal phosphate binding; molybdenum ion binding
Source: RefSeq, a predicted model, not a curated record
AGCUCGCCGGAUCUCCGCCUGCCCCAGCUGAGCGUCCGUGCUGUGCGGGGAGGGGUUCGCCCAGGAAAGUUUGCGCCAGCUCAGGGCUUGCAUCAUGGCAGGGAAGCCGCAGAGCAGGGCCGAGCUGCAGCAGCAGCAGGCGGCGCCGCCGCCAUGGGGAGAGCUGCUGUCCUUCCAGUCCUUCCAGCGCAUGUGUCCCCCCGGGGCCGGCUACGGCUACAGCGGGGGCAGCAUGCAGGGGAUGCGGGAAAGCGAGUUCCGCAGGCUCGGAGGAAUGACCUACCUUGACCACGCAGGUACAGCACUUUUUCCACACAGUCUUCUUAAGGAGUUUACUGAUGAUCUCAGUAAAAAUAUUUAUGGCAACCCUCAUAGUCAGAGCAUCAGCAGCAAGCUGACGUACGACACUAUUGAGCAUGUCCGAUACAGAAUAUUACAACACUUCAAUACAACUGCAGAAGAUUACACUAUCAUUUUCACAUCUGGAAGUACAGCUGCACUUAAGUUGGUAGCAGAAACAUUCCCUUGGAUACCUGAAGGCUCGGGGCAUCCCAGCAGUCGAUUUUGUUACCUAACUGACAGCCACACAUCUGUGGUGGGUAUGAGGGGGAUAACUGCUGCGAUGAAUGUGUUAUCUGUUCCAGUGAAACCCAAGGACAUUUUAUUAUCUGAGAAAAACAGAGUACCAGCUAAAGAACAGAACUGCAUGACACCUCAUGUUUUCUGUUAUCCAGCUCAGAGCAAUUUUUCAGGUACCAAAUAUCCUCUUUCAUGGAUACAGGAGAUAAAAUCAGGAAAGCUCUGCCCCAUCACAACACCAGGAAAGUGGUUUGUUCUACUGGAUGCGGCUUCAUAUGUCAGUACCUCUCCAUUAGACUUAACAGUUCACCAACCAGACUUUAUCCCCAUUUCAUUCUAUAAAAUAUUUGGGUUCCCUACUGGUUUAGGAGCAUUGUUGGUAAACAACCAAAUUGCACCCUUCUUGAGGAAAAGUUAUUUUGGAGGUGGAACUGCAGCUGGGUACCUUGCAGGAGAAGAAUUUUACUCCCCAAGACCAUCCGUAGCAGAAAGGUUUGAAGAUGGCACUGUUUCGUUCCUUGAUAUCAUUGCACUGAAACAUGGAUUUGAUGCUUUGGAAAGACUUACAGGUGGCAUGGAGAACAUAAAACAUCAUACCUUUGCUUUAUCUCGCUACACUUACACAGUGCUGUCUACCUUAAAAUAUGCUAAUGGAGCACCCAUUGUGCGUAUCUACAGUGAUUCAGACUUCAGCAGUCCUGAUGUCCAGGGUCCAAUAAUUAAUUUUAAUGUACUGGAUGAAAAUGGAGAUGUAAUCGGCUAUUCCCAGGUGGACAAGAUUGCCAGUCUCUACAACAUACAUAUUCGUACAGGAUGUUUCUGUAACACUGGCGCCUGCCAGCAGCAUUUGAGGCUCAGCAAUGAGGAUGUCAAAAGGAACCUUCAGGCUGGCCAUGUCUGUGGAGAUGACAUAGAUAUAAUUGAUGGACGUCCCACAGGGUCCAUGAGAAUAUCAUUUGGCUAUAUGUCUACUUUUGAAGAUGCACAAACCUUUCUAAAGUUCAUCAUAGCAACCAGGCUAUCUGAAUCAGACUUCACGUUUCCCUCCCAAACCACCACAAGAGAGACUAUUACACAGUCAGUCAAAUCUCCAAUACAGAACGACCAUUCUGCCAAUAACAAUGCAAAGAAAUUCUCUCUGAAAACUAUUGUCUCAGACAUGGGACACUGGAAUAAUUCAUCUGCAGCAUUGAAGACACCUGAGACUACCAGGGCUGUUGUUUCUGAGAGUGCUAUACCAGUAUACAGAAGUGGGAGCAAGCCAAUCACUGUCACCAACAUUUACCUCUACCCAAUCAAAUCUUGUUCUGCAUUUGAGGUUUCUGAGUGGCCUGUAGGAAACCAAGGAUUGCUCUAUGACCGAAGCUGGAUGGUUGUGAAUCAGAAUGGCAUUUGCAUCAGUCAGAAGCAGGAACCUAGACUGUGUCUAGUACACCCCUUAAUUGACCUGGAGCAAAGGAUUAUGGUCAUCAAAGCAGAAGGAAUGGACCCCAUAUCCGUGCCUCUAGAGGAAAACACCGGAAGAGAGAUUCAGAUUGGUCAGAGCAAAGUUUGUGCACACAGAGUACAGACAUAUGACUGUGGAGAGAGAAUAGCAGAAUGGUUCUCUGAAUUACUUGGUCGCCAGUGUCACCUGAUCAGGCAGAGUUCAGACUUCAAAAGAAAUGCAAAUCAGAAACAUGAAAAAGGUCAGGCUACAACAGUCUCACUUUCUCUUGUGAAUGAAGCACAAUAUCUCCUGAUAAAUACAGCAAGUAUUUUACAACUGAAAGAGAAAAUUACUGAAAGACUGGAGGAGCCAUUACAAACUGAGGAACUAAUUCAGCGCUUCCGUGCCAACAUUGUGAUCAGUGCAACAGUGUCUUUUGAAGAAGAGGAGUGGGUUGAGAUUUCCAUUGGUGCUUUGCGUUUCCAGGUUGUAGGUCCGUGCAACAGAUGCCAAAUAAUCUGCAUAGAUCCACAAACUGGACAACGAAACAAAGAAUUUCUGCAGACUCUGUCCUCCACCAGAGGUAGAAAGACAAACUUUGGUAUAUAUCUGAUGAACCAGUCCCUGUGCUCGUCCCUUCCAAAUAUCUUGUCAGUGGGAUCUCAUGUAUUUCCAGUCUUGAAGGAAGAUAGAGAAAUUCGAAGUCCUCUAUCCAAUGAAGAAAAAACAUCAGGAUAGCGUCCUUGGCUGGACAAGUUGUACAUGCAUAAUUAAGUCUCUUUAACAAACACAUUACAUGUAUUUAAAAAAAUCUGGUAAUUAUUAAAAAAAAUUUCCAUGGA